AAAGUUAUUGACAAUCCAGAGCAUGCCCUCUGCAUAAGUGUUCAUAAAAAGUGAACUUAGCUGAGAGCAGUAAGAACAUUUGUUGCUGGUUGUUCUUGUGGUAUAAUAAUUGACCUUUCGCGUACGGUCGACGCGACUAGUUCAAGUUCACGCGUGAAGACCCGAAAUCUGGAUGGCCCAAAGCGACAAAGCGCCGGUGCAGCCUGAUAUGCGCUACGAGAUAUCGCAAAAGAACCACUUGAUUUGUUCGGUCGAAUCAACUCGGAGUCUACUUGACUGCAAUGUCGUCUGACUCAGAAAGAGGCUCCGAGGUCGCGCCAACUAGCCUAGAAGAUGCGAUUGAACACCUCGAAGCAGUCGCAUUUGUUCCCUCCAAACAGCGAUACACGGAUGCGGGCCAGUUGGCCAAAACAAUAGCUACGCGCGCCUACGAAAGGGGAAUUUCCCAAUUUGGCCUCCAACGCUUGCUAAAAGUCCUCACCAAGAGUAACCACCUUGAUCAAGGAACAGUUACUACUCUGGUAAAAAAUCUAUAUCCGCAAGAAAGAAUUUCCUCCGGGGUCAUCACCCAGGUUGUAUGCUGCCUCGGACCUUCCAAAACGAAGCCCACCCCGGCGACGCAGGCUCUGCUUUUGCGAUGGCUGAUUCUUGUACACGACUUCCUUGAUGAUAGAUCACAUCUUUCCAAGCUCUAUGCGGUGCUAUUUAACCACCUCGAUAUGAUCAGCUUGCGGAAACCGCUGUGUCAUCUACUCUCCUUUAUCACGAGACGCAAACACGUCAAGCCGUUUAGGAUCCAGUCUCUUAUGGAGCUUCUCGGUUCUUCGGGAGGAGACGACAAGGAAAUUCUCACUUUACUCAGGGCCUUCAAGAACUACUGUCCUGAUGUCAUUGUGGGUGAUAUCGCUUCUUCAGGAAGAAAGGCAUUGUUCUUCAAGCACCCAGAUCCUGAAUGGACCGCCCACGUAAGACAAAUUCAAGAAACGCACUGGGAGAGGUCCCAGGCUGCUCAGCCGUCAAGCUUCCAGGUAGUGCAUCGUGAACAUUUCAAACGAGCCAAGAUGGAGGUCAUUGUUCCAGAUGUGCAAACAUCACGGGUCUCAUCAUCACAUACAGCGCUGGAAGAACUGCGCAGCGUGGACCACUUUGUCGACCGAAUUGAUCGAAUUGAGCUACCUAAUCAAAUCAUAUCCAUGAUGGGAGAUGCUCUAGCUCAGAAGUAUCUCUUUCUGACUCAGUCUGAUGUUGCACAUCGCCGUCUAAACGACUGGUUGAAAGGCUUCCUUGAUGAUCAGUUGGGGCGCGUCCAGGAGGAUGACCCAAAUGGGCUCGAAUCACUUGGGUAUAUCCUAGACCUCGCACUCAACUACGCACAGUAUACGAAAGAAAUUCCACACGCGUUAUUUCAUUUUCUGACACGAUAUGUCCUCUCGUGGAACGGCCAUGACAAUCAGGACAAAGUGCUCCGUCUAUUAUCAUAUUUACCACUUCAGGAGUAUGAGGAUUUGCGAAAAGACUUCUUGAACUACCUGGAAGCAUCGGUCUUAGACGGCACGCCGCACUCUCAAUUGACUCUGCUCGAUUUCUACUCAUCGUUGAUUCGUCAAUGGGGUGUACGUCUGCGCUCUCAACCCUUCAGCGCUCACGAAUUUAAGCCGCUUGGCCGCCUCGUUUCUCAUGCAGAGUCUUUGGCUUUGUCGAGUCUGGAGUCUAUAAUCGAGGGCGAAAGACAAAAGCCGGCUAUAUUGUCUGUCCUCGAUUUCUACUGCACUCUGGCUGAGUUAUUCUCGUAUGCCUCUUUGCAUGGCAGCAUUCGUCUCACGAUCCCUCUAGCGCCCACAGUCUAUACCCUUGUCUUUACGCCGAUAAGCUCUGUUAUAUCGAUCAUGAGCUCAGUACUUGCUAGCUACAAGUCGUCAUUCGAAGCUUCUCUCACUUCUUUAGUCUUGCAAGUUCCUCAUUCUGCCGACUCACUAUAUCCGACAGAUCUUGUGGGUCAGUUCAACGGGUACAUCAUGGAUAUUUGCAACUUGCUCUGGCGCAAUCGCGGACUUAAUUCAGAAGACCCUAAUGCUCUGGGUUGCUUGAUUCCCCAACCCACCGUGAACGCGCUUACGCGGUUCAUCCGUAAUCUCAACGACAGCACACGGGACAAAAAGCGCGAGGUCAAUUUCUCCUACACCAUCUCUUCCAUAUUCUCUCUGAGUCACCAUGUCGCCCUGUGCAACAUGUCUGCAGCGUGUUUUGCAGAUAUCGAAGAAGAUAACGGUAUCGACGAAAGCAAACCAAGGCUGCAAAGGCCUGUGACUCAAAAGGCACUCAGCGCCCUUGAGAAAGAGGGCGGCUUGAAGCUGACCUGGCAAGAUUAUCGUGUUCGAAUGCUUGAUUGGUUGGAUGCAACAGGAAAUGUGGGAAUUGGAAAUUUGAUGCGUAGCACAAUGAAAGCAUUGAGGAAGGAAUAA
Aspergillus homomorphus CBS 101889 is the source of this 2462-nucleotide messenger RNA. RefSeq names its product Mis6 domain protein. NCBI's taxonomy places the organism in Eukaryota, Fungi, Ascomycota, Eurotiomycetes, Eurotiales, Aspergillaceae. Bases 282 to 2462 code for a protein of 726 amino acids. The record is from RefSeq and is a predicted model, not a curated record. The transcript has 4 exons. Gene Ontology annotation, cellular component: cytosol; nuclear body; kinetochore.